Messenger RNA from Radiomyces spectabilis, 886 nucleotides. Its product is annotated as RraA-like protein. The transcript has 6 exons. NCBI's taxonomy places the organism in Eukaryota, Fungi, Mucoromycota, Mucoromycetes, Mucorales, Radiomycetaceae. Bases 42 to 716 code for a protein of 224 amino acids. The record is from RefSeq and is a predicted model, not a curated record.
AUACCUUCUUCUUCUUCCCUUACUUUUACUUCAUACCAACGAUGACAAUUGCUGUAGCAACGUUGAAUGCUCUCAAAAAGUUUUCUACAUGCGAAAUAGCCGACGCUAUGAUGAAACUCGGCCAGCGUCCCUGGGGAGGCUAUAUUCCGGACAUUGACAUGUGGUCGCCGAAAUACUGUGAAGGCGAAACACGCAUUAUUGGUCCUGCAUUCACUGUAAAGAUGGUGGAAAAAGAUGACACGACAUCUCCUAAGCCUUCGCAGCAUUUUGCGGAUGCCGCAGAAGAGGGUAGUGUGAUGGUGAUUUCUGCGCCUGCAGGUGUCAAGGGAGCUGUAUGGGGUGGAUUAAUGUCGGCUCGUGCCAAAGCAAAGAAAGUCCAAGGUGUAGUGAUCGAUGGACGUGUGCGUGAUUUGAGUGAACAUCGAUCCAUGGAAUACCCUGUCUUUGCCAAGUCGCACUCGACCUUGCCACAAAAUGCGUUCGUACGACCUUCGGAGAUUCAGGUACCGAUCACCAUGUCAACCUCGCCAGUGGUUGUGAACCCUGGUGAUAUCAUGGUUGCCGAUAUCGACGGUGUGAUUUGCGUUCCUGCCAGCUUGGUCGAUGAAGUGAUUCGUAGCUGUGAAAAGUAUGUGGCGAUUGAUGACCAAUGCAUGAAAGCCAUUCAAGAAGGUCAUGGAGUCAAGGAAACCUUUGCCAAAUACCGUGGCACGUAAACAUCGCAAAAAGGAAAAUAAAAAUAAAAAAUAAUCCCCCCACACACAUAUAAAAGGAUGAAUUGUAAUACAUGUCGGCAUCGAAAAUGAAUAUGCAAGGUGAUGAAGACGAUGUCAACGCAUCAACGUUGUCCCCAAGACAACAAUCCAAAAAAAAAAAAAAAUCGGAC